ACCUGAGCCUUCGUCAGGACAACAAGGGUACCAACGAGUUGCGACCGUAGGAACGGUCCCUAGGUCGGGUAUGACCUACAGACCCCCCACGUCGCAUGGGAGGGUGUCGCAGGCGGCACGGACCAGGAGCCAAAAUAAAGCCAGACCUAGCCAAAAGCCCAGUCAGAAAGUGGUGGAGGUCCCGGAGGAAGAGGAUGAGGAUGACGACGAAGAGGAUGAGAGGCUCCGACAAGAGGAGGACCAGCGGGCGGAGCUGAGGACCAAAAAGAGAGGAGCCCGGGAGGAGGCCGAUCCAAGCCUGCCUGACAGCGUGCCUAAGAGGAAGAAGUACGCGGUUCGGAUGGAGGAAUGUUUUGAUGUGGAGCGGAUGGUGGACAAGCUCUUGGAAGGCCAUAAUGACCUGUUGAACCUAAAGGACAUCCUGGCGUCGGCGCCAAGGCUCCGUGGUGAACUGAAACGGCGACUCUCGCAAAGUGACCUACGGGGCCCGUCGCCAACACUUCCAGAGGAGGGGGAGGCUGUACUGUUGAGGACACCGCUCGACAGCCUGGAGGCCCACCUCGAUGCAUCUCAGUGGAGGACGUCACAGCUGGGAGCGGAUCAGAGCAAGCCAGCGCAGUACGAGCCAGCAGAGGAUGAGCCAGAGGCGGAGCCGCGUGGGCCAGACGAGCCGCGGACUGAGGGGGUUAUUACUGUUGGGAACGACACCCCCCCUCCUAUUCCGAUCCCGGAGCAGGCGCCGCCGUAUUGGCCUGAGGGGAUUCCCGAGCCAGACACUGAGCAUGCAGCUGAGCCCCUGGACACUGAGAUGCCAUCAUCCGAGGAGCUACCGCCAGGGUUGCCGCACGCAGAGGAGGGGGUGAAUGCUGGAGUUCCAGUACGGGACGCCUGGGGGAUGCAAGCGGAGAGACCACCAAGGGAGACGGCGGAGGAAAAGUUUGCAAGAGUACAGGGGGACAUGAGGGUGGAUGAGGCGCAAGAGACUGGGGACCUGGGGUUCUCAGCCACUAGGAUGGAGAUAGAGCGCGCAGAUAGGAGGAUACACGAGGUGGCAGUCACGUCCUUCCAGCGGUACUCCAUGCUCAGUGAUGAGUUGCCGGCCUCGAGGUCAGAGGUGGAGCAGUUGUCCGCCGAGUUGGCGGAAGAGAGGGCAGAGAACCAAGCGUGGAGGUCCCGCAUGGAAGCCAAGGAGGCGAAAUGGGAGAAGAGGCUCCAGGACAUGGCAGCAAUCGUGGAGAGGCUCUCGUCCACCAAGGUGGUCGACUGGAUAGAGCAGAGUCAGUAUGGUAUCCACGGAAAGGAAGUACAGGGGCUCUUUGGCCAGGGAGGGACGACAAAGCCACCUCAGCACAGAGGAAUGGGGAAGGUAUUACUGGACCCAACAGAGGCGUCAGCAAGGCGGGAGACCGAGGAGGGGAGGUUCAACUUCAAGACGCCCAUGGAGUUGGCCUCGCAACAGGCCACCCCUAUGACGAUUGAGAUCCCUGAGAGCGAGCCGGCGCAAGGACCCCAACCUCCAUUGGCGGAAGGGGGCCCCAUGAAGGAGUCCCCUACGAUCCUUUUGGAGGUGCAGGAGGGCACCCUUACAGGGGCAACAGCGUUUGCGGAGCCUGAGGUGAUGGAGGGGGGGGCAUCUCGCUUGGAUGAGUUAGUGGCGGCCAUAGAGCUGGAAAUGCCAUCAGGAGGACCUCAGAGACAGGAGAGCCCGGAGCGUGUGCCGGAGGUGGGGGAGUUGAGGACACAGUUAGGCUCCUGGGCUACAGGGGCUGGCUCAGGGGAGCACAUCUCAUAACAACAGCAGGAGGUUAUGAGCGAGUCAGUGGCUGCGGUGACUCCCCAGCCUUUAGACCCG
This is a messenger RNA of Chara braunii, 1852 nucleotides long. Lineage: Eukaryota; Viridiplantae; Streptophyta; Charophyceae; Charales; Characeae. The record is from the annotation of a GenBank genome assembly.